This is a messenger RNA of Aspergillus ruber CBS 135680, 1029 nucleotides long. RefSeq names its product F-actin-capping protein subunit beta (gene cap2). Bases 35 to 835 code for a protein of 266 amino acids. Gene Ontology annotation, molecular function: actin filament binding. Gene Ontology annotation, biological process: actin cytoskeleton organization; cell morphogenesis; barbed-end actin filament capping. The transcript has 5 exons. The record is from RefSeq and is a predicted model, not a curated record. Gene Ontology annotation, cellular component: F-actin capping protein complex; actin cortical patch; cytoplasm. NCBI's taxonomy places the organism in Eukaryota, Fungi, Ascomycota, Eurotiomycetes, Eurotiales, Aspergillaceae.
CCAGAAGCCCAAAUCAUCCCCAACACUCACAACAAUGGCUGACGCCCAAUUCGACAGUGCGCUGGACCUCCUCCGGCGUCUCAAUCCCCGCGACACAAAGCGCAACCUUCAGGCAAUUGCUAGUGUCGUCCCCGAUCUCACCGAAGACCUUCUCUCCUCCGUCGACCAGCCCCUGGAGGUUCGCCGUUGUCCGAAGACCAAGCGCGACUACCUGCUCUGCGACUACAACCGAGACGGUGACAGCUACCGAUCGCCCUGGAGCAAUGAAUUUGAUCCGCCGCUUGAUGAUGGAACCGUGCCCAGUGAGCGGGUGAGGAAGCUCGAGGUUGCGGCCAACGAGGCGUUUGAUGUCUACCGUGAUCUGUACUAUGAGGGCGGUGUUGGGAGUGUUUACUUCUGGGAUUUGGAUGAUGGGUUUGCGGGUGUUAUCCUUUUGAAGAAGGGGGUUACGCCGGGUGCGAAGAGCUCCGGAGAAUGGGACAGUAUCCACGUUUUCGAAGCCACCGAUCGGGCACGCAUGUCCCACUAUAAACUCACCAGCACCGUCAUCCUCCAUUUGUCGAACGGAAACGAGACCUUGGGUGAGAUGGACCUCAGCGGCAACAUGACCCGUCAAGUGGAGGUGGACUUGCCUGUUGAGUCAGAUGCAAGUCACGUUGCCAACGUUGGUAGACUAGUUGAGGAUAUGGAAUUGAAGAUGAGGAACUUGUUGCAGGAGGUCUACUUUGGAAAGGCCAAGGACGUGGUGGGAGAACUCCGGAGUCUUGCUCCUCUGUCCGAGACAAACAGGGACAGGGCUGCUCAACUGGAAAUGAUCAAGUCCUUGCAGAGGUAGUCUGUCUGUUGACACAUUGAGCUGUUUUCGCGUCUCCUUUUUCAAGCGUAAUUUCAAGAUAUGUAGCUUGUGUUCAAAGGUUCCUGGUGAUCCAAGUUGUUUUGUUCCUAGUACAUAAAUUGAAUUUUAUUGUAGCUAUAUUGCUGUGCCAUUUCACGGACAGAUGCGUUUCUAUUUGGUUUAAAACAAAAGGG